This is a messenger RNA of Hordeum vulgare subsp. vulgare (domesticated barley), 1708 nucleotides long. Its product is annotated as monooxygenase 1-like. The coding region runs from base 378 to 1580 and encodes 400 amino acids. The transcript has 6 exons. Lineage: Eukaryota; Viridiplantae; Streptophyta; Magnoliopsida; Poales; Poaceae. The record is from RefSeq and is a predicted model, not a curated record. Gene Ontology annotation, molecular function: FAD binding.
GAGCCAUUUGGCUUUGAUGAUUAGAAAUAAAAAAUCCAAGUAAGCUAUUGAAUUUGUAGUCUGUUCUUGGGUUCGCAAUAGUGGAGAAACGCUGUUGCCUCGUUCUGGCUUUGGCACUGCAUUCAACCAAAAUGGGCCAUUAGUUGGUUAAGAUUGGUAGCUUUGUGUAAGUAGCGGAAUCCUUUGAGAUGACAGCAACCUAUGGUCACAGGCUCACAGCGGUCGAUCCGUAGUUGACCCCAUCAGGGGUUCAAGGAAGCAUGCAAUUUUCCCCAUUUUUGCAUCAUUCACAGCUAGUCUGAAGCUGUGCUGCACUACAGAAUGUCCACUGCCCACCUACGAACUCCAUUAAUUUUCUUGAUUCGCCUGAAGCUUGUAUGGCAGUGAGGAAGGAGAUGGCAACCGGAGAAGAGGAGCUUCACGGCGUUCUAAUCGUCGGCGGCGGAAUCUGUGGCCUUGCAACUGCGCUUGCUCUUCACAUAAAAGGCAUAGACAGCCUUGUUCUCGAGAAGGCUGAGAGCUUGAGGGCGACAGGGGCAGGAAUCAGCAUAAAAGUCAAUGGAUGGCGUGCGCUUGAGCAACUGAAGGUUAGCGAGGAGCUGCGGAAACUGGCCGUAAAUCUUACUGGAAUGGAUAGGAAGGACAUUCAUGAUGACAGGGUGAAGAAGGUAUCAUACAGGAGUGAAUGCCGGUGCUUGAAAAGAAGCGACCUUGUGGAAACACUGGCCAGACAUUUACCAGGAGGAUGUAUCCGCUUCGGAUGCCAGGUUGAAGCAAUUUCUCUUGACGCCGUUACCCGCUGUCCAAUCGUCUCAACCAGCGAUGGCUCAACUAUCAGAGCAAAGGUGGUGAUUGGUUGCGAUGGAGCAAACUCAGUGGUGGCCAAGUUCUUGGGCCUGAAGCCGACGAGAUCCCUGCCUAUGUGGGCAGCACGGGCCAUGACUACCAUUCCAGAAGGGCACAGCUUCAGGAACCGCUUUCUGAACUUGGUCUCAGAGGGUAUAAGCUUUCGGCUCGUACCCAUGGAUGACAAAACCGUGUACUUCGCUGCAAUCCAGCGCCGACCUCCCAAAGAGCGCACCAACAUCAGGGAUCCUGCGCUCAUCCGGCACGCGGCACUGCAGGCAAUGCAGGGUUACCCUGAGGACGUCCUCGACGUGGUGCGAAGCUGCGACCUGUCAACCAUGAGCCUGGCGCAGAUCUGCUACCGGCCGCCGUGGCACCUGGUGUUCCAGCCGUUCCAGGAGGGCACGGUGACUGUCGCCGGCGACGCCAUGCACGCCAUGGGGCCUUUCAUCGGGCAGGGUGGCUCGUCAAGCCUGGAGGACGCCAUCGUGAUCGCCCGGCGCUUGGCCCAGACGAAGUCCGACGACGGCGCCAAGGGCAUCGAGAAGGCACUCGUGUCAUACGUGAAGGAGAGGAGGGUGAGGAUCCUUAGGCUCUCCGUGCAGGCGUUCCUCAACGGACAACUCAUUGUCGCGACUUCCAAGCUCAUGAAGGUGUUGAUCAGAGCUGCCCUGGCGGUUCUCUUCGCAGGGAAUUCAGACAGGCACAGCGACUUCGACUGUGGUUCUCUCUAGCUAGUAGUACAAUUGUGAGACACAUCAUUCAGACAAGUUUACACGAAACAGUUUCCAUUCGUUUGCACUCUCUUCAAUACUAUGUUUUACUACAGAUUACUUUGAUACGCGUGAAAAUUGUAGUAGCA